GUUUGGGGUUUUGUACAAAAAUUGAAACCAUUCAGAAAUCAAUAUGAAAAAAACCUCUUACCAUGUACGGUGGAUUCACCAUCCGACGAACUUGAUACCGAAGAAAAAUCUGGUAUCAAAGAACAUGGAAAUGCUUCAAUAUUAAAACGACUCGAUAACUUAGAAAAAUUUCUUCAAUUCUAUAUUGAUACUUCAUGCUAA
This is a messenger RNA of Racocetra persica, 201 nucleotides long. Lineage: Eukaryota; Fungi; Glomeromycota; Glomeromycetes; Diversisporales; Gigasporaceae. The record is from the annotation of a GenBank genome assembly.